Molecule: messenger RNA, 4440 nt
Organism: Camelus dromedarius (Arabian camel)
Lineage: Eukaryota; Metazoa; Chordata; Mammalia; Artiodactyla; Camelidae
Gene: HDLBP
Product: high density lipoprotein binding protein
Exons: 28
Coding region: 242-4045 (1267 amino acids)
Cellular component (GO): nucleus; cytoplasm
Molecular function (GO): mRNA binding
Source: RefSeq, a predicted model, not a curated record
GGUCGGCCAUAUAGAGGCUGGGGGGUGGGGGGAGGUCAAGCGUAGCCUCGUCUCCUUUACCAAGAUGGCGGCUCGCCCCUGUUUCGCCACAGUUCCUACCUUAUGAGCUUGGUUCCCUUACGCUGGUUAAGAGUGGAACAGCAAAAGCUGGCAGGCUGACAGGCGGCCUCAGGACGGACCUUCUGGCUACUGACCAUUUUGCUGUGGCUCACCCGGACCGUGUGGAGGCGUGAGAUCAACCAUGAGCUCCGUUGCAGUUUUGACCCAGGAGAGCUUUGCCGAACACCGCAGUGGACUGGUUCCGCAACCGAUCAAAGUUGCCACUUUAAAUUCAGAAGAGGAGAGCGACCCUCCAACCUACAAGGAUGCCUUCCCCCCACUCCCUGAGAAAGCAGCUUGCUUGGAAAACGCCCAGGAACCAGCCGGCGCCUGGAGUAACAAGAUCCGGCCCAUUAAGGCCUCGGUCAUCACUCAGGUGUUCCAUGUGCCCUUGGAGGAGAGAAAGUAUAAGGACAUGAACCAGUUUGGAGAAGGUGAACAAGCAAAAAUCUGCCUCGAGAUCAUGCAGAGGACAGGCGCUCACCUGGAGCUGUCCCUCGCCAAGGACCAGGGCCUCUCCAUCAUGGUUUCAGGGAAGCUGGACGCCGUGAUGAAAGCCCGGAAGGACAUUGUUGCUAGGCUGCAGACCCAGGCCUCAGCAACCGUUGCCAUCCCCAAAGAACACCAUCGCUUCGUCAUUGGCAAAAAUGGAGAGAAACUGCAAGACCUGGAGCUGAAAACUGCAACCAAAAUCCAGAUCCCACGCCCAGAUGACGCCAGCAACCAGAUCAGAAUCACCGGCACCAAAGAGGGCAUCGAGAAGGCUCGCCACGAGGUCUUGCUCAUCUCCGCCGAGCAGGACAAACGUGCUGUGGAGAGGCUAGAAGUGGAGAAGGCGUUCCACCCCUUCAUCGCCGGGCCUUACAACCGCCUCGUCAGUGAGAUCAUGCAGGAGACAGGGACCCGCAUCAACAUCCCCCCGCCCAGCGUCAACCGGACGGAGAUCGUCUUCACUGGAGAGAAGGAGCAGCUGGCUCAGGCAGUGGCUCGCAUCAGGAAGAUUUACGAGGAGAAGAAAAAGAAGACCACGACCAUCGCGGUGGAGGUGAAGAAGUCCCAGCACAAGUAUGUCAUCGGGCCCAAGGGCAACUCCCUGCAGGAGAUCCUGGAGAGAACGGGCGUUUCUGUGGAGAUCCCGCCUUCGGACAGCGCCUCUGAGACCGUGAUCCUCCGGGGCGAGCCCGAAAAGCUGGGGCAGGCGCUGACUGAAGUCUACGCCAAGGCCAACAGCUUUACGGUCUCCUCCGUCUCUGCGCCUUCCUGGCUUCACCGCUUCAUCAUCGGCAAGAAAGGGCAGAACCUGGCCAAAAUCACUCAGCAGAUGCCAAAGGUUCACGUCGAGUUCACGGAGGGCGAGGACAGGAUCACCCUGGAGGGCCCCACGGAGGACGUCAGCGUGGCCCAGGAGCAGAUCGAAGCCAUGGUCAAGGACUUGGUUAACCGGAUGGACUAUGUGGAGAUCAACAUCGACCACAAGUUCCACCGACACCUCAUCGGGAAGAGCGGAGCCAACAUAAACAGGAUCAAGGACCAGUACAAGGUGUCCGUGCGCAUCCCUCCUGACAGUGAGAAGAGCAGCCUGAUCCGCAUCGAGGGCGACCCGCAGGGCGUGCGGCAGGCCAAGCGCGAGCUGCUGGAGCUCGCCUCCCGCAUGGAAAAUGAACGCACCAAGGAUUUAAUCAUUGAGCAGAGAUUUCAUCGCACAAUCAUUGGGCAGAAGGGUGAGCGGAUCCGUGAAAUUCGGGACAAAUUCCCAGAGGUUAUCAUCAAUUUUCCAGACCCAGCACAGAAAAGUGAUAUUGUCCAACUGAGGGGGCCCAAGAAUGAGGUGGAAAAAUGCACAAAGUACAUGCAGAAGAUGGUGGCAGAUCUGGUGGAAAAUAGCUAUUCAAUUUCGGUUCCGAUCUUCAAACAGUUUCACAAGAACAUCAUUGGGAAAGGAGGUGCAAACAUUAAAAAGAUUCGGGAAGAGAGCAACACCAAGAUCGACCUUCCGGCAGAAAACAGCAACUCAGAGACCAUCAUCAUCACGGGCAAGCGAGCCAACUGCGAGGCCGCCCGCAGCCGCAUCCUGUCCAUCCAGAAAGACCUGGCCAACAUAGCUGAGGUGGAGGUCUCCAUCCCUGCCAAGCUGCACAACUCCCUCAUCGGCACAAAGGGCCGCCUGAUCCGCUCCAUCAUGGAGGAGUGCGGCGGGGUCCACAUUCAUUUCCCCGUGGAAGGCUCGGGAAGCGACACAGUGGUCAUCAGGGGCCCUUCCUCGGAUGUGGAGAAGGCCAGGAAACAGCUCCUGCACCUGGCGGAGGAGAAGCAAACUAAGAGUUUCACCGUUGACAUCCGCGCCAAGCCGGAGUACCACAAAUUCCUCAUCGGUAAAGGGGGUGGCAAGAUCCGCAGGGUGCGAGACAGCACCGGUGCCCGUGUCAUCUUCCCGGCGGCUGAGGACAAGGACCAGGACCUCAUCACCAUCGUAGGGAAGGAGGACGCUGUAAGGGAGGCCCAGAGGGAGCUGGAGGCCCUGAUCCAGAACCUGGACAACGUGGUUGAAGACUGUAUGCUGGUGGACCCCAAGCACCACCGCCACUUUGUCAUCCGGAGAGGCCAGGUCCUGCGGGAGAUCGCGGAGGAGUACGGUGGGGUGAUGGUGAGCUUCCCACGCUCUGGCACGCAGAGCGACAGAGUCACCCUCAAGGGUGCCAAGGACUGCGUGGAGGCGGCCAAGAAGCGCAUUCAGGAGAUCAUCGAGGACCUGGAAGCCCAGGUGACCAUAGAAUGCGCCAUUCCCCAGAAAUUCCAUCGGUCUAUCAUGGGCCCCAAAGGUUCCAAAAUCCAGCAGAUAACUCGGGACUAUAACGUUCAGAUUAAAUUCCCAGACAGAGAGGAGAACCCAGUGCACAGCGUGGAGCCAGCGGUCCACGAGAACGGCGAGGAUGCUGGGGACGGGAGGGACACCAAGGAGGAGCCUGGCUCUCCCAGGAGGUGCGACAUCAUCGUCAUCUCCGGCCGGAAGGAAAAGUGCGAGGCCGCCAAGGAAGCCCUCGAGGCGCUGGUUCCAGUCACCAUUGAGGUGGAGGUGCCCUUUGACCUGCACCGGUACAUCAUCGGGCAGAAGGGCAGCGGGAUCCGCAAGAUGAUGGAUGAGUUUGAGGUGAACAUACACGUCCCGGCCCCAGAGCUGCAGUCCGACAUCAUCGCCAUCACAGGCCUUGCUGCACACUUGGACCGGGCUAAGGCGGGGCUGCUGGAGCGCGUGAAGGAGCUGCAGGCAGAGCAGGAGGACCGGGCUCUAAGGAGUUUUAAGCUGAGUGUCACCGUAGACCCCAGAUACCACCCCAAAAUCAUCGGGAGAAAGGGGGCAGUGAUCACGCAGAUCCGCUUGGAGCACGACGUGAACAUCCAGUUUCCUGACAAGGAGGACGGGAGCCAGCCCCAGGACCAAAUUACCAUCACAGGAUACGAAAAGAACACCGAAGCCGCUCGGGACGCGAUACUGAAGAUCGUGGGCGAACUUGAACAGAUGGUUUCUGAGGACGUCCCGCUAGACCACCGUGUCCACGCCCGCAUCAUUGGUGCCCGGGGCAAAGCCAUCCGCAAGAUCAUGGAUGAAUUCAAGGUGGACAUUCGCUUCCCACAGAGUGGGGCCCCCGACCCCAACUGUGUCACCGUGACGGGGCUCCCGGAAAACGUGGAGGAGGCGAUCGACCACAUCCUCAACCUGGAAGAGGAAUACCUGGCCGACGUGGUGGACAGCGAGGCACUGCAGCUGUACGUGAAGCCCCCAGCCCAUGAGGAAUCCAAGGCACCGUCCAGGGGCUUUGUGGUGCGGGAUGCUCCCUGGACAGCCAGCAGCGGCGAGAAGGCUCCCGACAUGAGCAGCUCGGAGGAGUUUCCCAGCUUUGGGGCUCAGGUGGCCCCCAAGACCCUCCCUUGGGGCCCCAAACGAUAAUGAUCAGAAAGCAGCCGCCCCCCAGCCUGCUGACCCCAGCCCACCACACAGUGGUUUGUCUCGAUCAGACCCAGCGGCUGGACCCUCCGUAAAUUGCCGACGCCCCCCUUCCCCGAGGUCUCACAGCGAAGCCGGCACCCGCGCUGCGUGUGGCGGGUUCCCAGGCUGGCCAGCACCCAGCACGGCCCAGGACCUGCCCACAACCUUUGCUCCGGGGCGGCUCUGUGCAGUCGUGAACACUAAACGAGGUCACGGGACGUCUCACAGUAAGCCCCUGGCCCACCCAGCAUGUCGGAGGCCCCGGCCUCCGUGAGGAGCGCGCCACACUGUGCUGAGUCUGCUUCCUGUGUCAUGACCUCAGGAAAUAAAUUUCCUUGACUUUAUAAAAGCCAAAA